This is a messenger RNA of Ostrinia furnacalis (Asian corn borer), 2774 nucleotides long. RefSeq names its product monolysocardiolipin acyltransferase Mtpalpha (gene Mtpalpha). NCBI's taxonomy places the organism in Eukaryota, Metazoa, Arthropoda, Insecta, Lepidoptera, Crambidae. Gene Ontology annotation, cellular component: mitochondrion; mitochondrial fatty acid beta-oxidation multienzyme complex. The record is from RefSeq and is a predicted model, not a curated record. Gene Ontology annotation, biological process: fatty acid beta-oxidation. Bases 155 to 2446 code for a protein of 763 amino acids. The transcript is spliced from 14 exons. Gene Ontology annotation, molecular function: long-chain (3S)-3-hydroxyacyl-CoA dehydrogenase (NAD+) activity; enoyl-CoA hydratase activity; NAD+ binding.
UUCCCAUCGGCACGUCUCUCCGCUAUCCCCUCGCACCCCCUCCGACACCUUCCAUCCACGACGAAAGUUUAGGUUCAAAGUCUGGGUCCAAAAUUACUCAAUAAAAUUCCUUUUUAGUCGUUAUUUUUUAUGUGUUUAGCAUAAUCUAUUAAACAUGGCUAAUUCUAAGAUAUUGGGUGCAUUGAAGCUUCUUAAAAACCGUAAAGAUGUGCAGUUUCUAACUGGUUUACAUAGUAGAACAUACGCAGCUGCAUCAAAUGCAGUUCACACGAAACGCAAGAUAGUUAAUGGAGUGUAUGUUGUGACUUUGGACAGCCCUGACAAGAAGGUCAACUCUCUCAAUGAAGCUGUAAUGCAAGAAGUUAAUGAAAUUAUAAGCGAAGUUGAUUCAAAUCCUUCCAUUGAAGCUGUUGUUUUAAUAUCAGGCAAACCAGGUUGCUUCAUUGCUGGUGCUGAUAUCUCUAUGCUUGAAAACCUUAAAAGUAAAGAAGAAGUUGUAGCUGUAUCGAAACGGGGCCACGAAAUAUUUAGAAGGAUUGAAGCAUCCAAAAAGCCAUAUGUAGCAGCAAUCCAAGGUUCCUGCCUUGGUGGCGGCUUGGAAACAGCUCUAGCAUGCCGCUACCGUAUUGCAGUAAAAGAUUCAAAGACUGGAUUUGGAUUACCAGAAGUCAUGUUAGGUCUAUUACCUGGUGGUGGAGGCACACAAAGGAUGCCAGUUCUUACAUCCAUACCAACAACCUUGGACUUAGCACUUACUGGUAAAACUGUUAAAGCAGAUAAAGCGAAAAAACUUGGAAUUGUUGAUCUGUUAGUGUCUCCAUUGGGCCCAGGCUUAGGUCAACCUGAAGUUAACACUGCCCAGUACCUAGAAAACGUAGCUGUUCAGGUAGCUAAAGAUAUUGCAUCAGGAGCUAUGAAAGUAGAUAGAUCUAAAAAAGGAUUAGUUGAAAAAAUCACUGCCAGUGUUAUGCAAUGGGAAUUUAUUAAAAACAUGAUAUUUAACAAGGCCAAAGAACAAGUGAUGAAGGCCUCACGUGGAUUGUACCCAGCACCAUUGAAGAUUCUUGAAGUAGUAAGAGUAGGUGUUGACAAAGGACCUGCAGCCGGAUAUGAAGCAGAGGCCCAGGGCUUUGGUGAACUGGCUAUGACACCACAAAGCAAAGGAUUAAUGGGACUUUUCAAAGGACAAACAGAAUGCAAAAAGAAUCGUUUUGGAAAGUCACAAGUCAAUGUGAAAACAAUUGGUGUUCUUGGUGCUGGUUUGAUGGGAGCUGGCAUUGUUCAAGUAUCCAUUGACAAAGGGUACCAUGUUGUUAUGAAGGAUGCAACCAAUGCUGGACUUUAUAGGGGUGUAGGCCAGGUCCAGACUGGCCUCGCCAAUGCCGUUAAAAGGAAAAGAAUAUCCGCGCUUACAAAAGACAAGUAUUUAUCAAACUUACUGCCAACUUUAGAUUAUGCUAAGUUCAAAAAUACAGACUGUGUAAUUGAAGCUGUGUUUGAAGACAUCAACAUCAAGCACAAGGUUAUCAAAGAGCUUGAGGCUGUUGUGCCUAAACAUUGUAUUAUUGCCACAAACACUAGUGCUAUUCCAAUCACUAAAAUUGCAGCUGGAAGUAGUCGACCAGAGAAAGUUAUUGGUAUGCACUAUUUCUCACCAGUGGACAAGAUGCAGCUUCUGGAAAUCAUUCGGCACCCUGGCACCAGCGACGACACGGCCGCGGCCGCCGUCGCCGUCGGCUUGAAGCAGGGCAAAGUUGUGAUCACGGUUGGUGAUGGCCCUGGAUUCUACACCACGAGAAUUUUGUCCACUAUGUUGAGUGAAGCAGUCAGGUUACUUCAGGAAGGAGUGGAUCCCAAAGAAUUAGAUAACAUGACCAAACAAUUUGGUUUCCCCGUCGGCGCUGCGACGCUUGCUGAUGAAGUUGGUAUCGACGUGGGCUCCCAUAUCUCCGUCGAUCUUUCCAAGGCAUUUGGUGAUCGUUUUGGCGGUGGUGACUUGAACAUUAUGCAAGACAUGGUCAAAGCAGGAUUCAUGGGCAGAAAGUCCGGCAAAGGAAUCUACGUUUACGAAAAGGGAACCAAAAACAGGGAUGUAAACCAAGAAGCCAUCCAAAUCAUGAAAGAAAAGUAUGCUUUGCAGCCCCGAGGUGCCAACACGGUUGAGGAUCAGCAGUUAAGAAUGGUGUCCAGGUUCGUCAACGAAGCAGUGUUGUCCUUGGAAGAGAAAAUCCUUCAUAGCCCCUUGGAAGGAGACGUCGGAGCUGUAUUCGGGCUCGGUUUCCCGCCGUUCAGCGGUGGACCAUUCAGAUGGGUGGACCAAUUUGGUGCUGACAAGUUAGUUAAGAAGAUGGAAGAGUUCCACGGCCUCUAUGGAGCUCCCUUCAAGCCAGCUCAAACUUUGAUUGAUAUGGCUAAGGAUAGCAGCAAGAAGUUCUACCCAAAGUAAUUUUUGAGUAUUUUAUAAGUUAUAAAUGAAUUAUGAUCUUUUCAUUAUUUCCGUCAUCUUGUAUUAAUGUUUUGUGGUUCUAUAUGAGCAUAUAUAGUGACUAAAAAGGAUCAUAAGAACUGUUAUUUAAAUGCUGUUAAUUGUUGAAGAGUAAACCUGUGUAAUACCUAUUUAGUGGAUAAUGUAAGGAAUAUGUUUAUUCAAAAUUUGAUUUAUUGGAUACAUUAAUACAUGACAGAAGCUAAAGAGGAGUAUUUAUGAAUGGAAAGUGUUAAAUUUUUGUGUUUAAUUUAUUGAAUGUAGGCCUGAGAUUUUCGUACUAUGUAUU